Molecule: messenger RNA, 1465 nt
Organism: Microstroma glucosiphilum
Lineage: Eukaryota; Fungi; Basidiomycota; Exobasidiomycetes; Microstromatales; Microstromataceae
Product: putative THR1-homoserine kinase
Exons: 3
Coding region: 153-1244 (363 amino acids)
Biological process (GO): L-threonine metabolic process
Molecular function (GO): ATP binding; homoserine kinase activity
Source: RefSeq, a predicted model, not a curated record
CUUCCUCGCGGGAGUCUGCCCGCGGCACGCAACGCACAAAAAUGGGCGUGCAGGGCCGGGCAGCGACGAGGCGCAGUCCUUCCUGCCGCCGCCUUUGACUCGCGAUACCACAUCACCUUGCACUGCUUCCUUCGACGUCGUACCAGUCCGCCAUGGCAUCCUCUUCUGCUGCGACUUCCUCGUCGUCGUCCCCUCGGCGCUUCACCAUCAAGGUCCCCUGCACCUCCUCCAACAUCGGCCCUGGCUUCGACGUCGUGGGCCUCUCCCUCUCCCUCUACCUCACCCUAAAGGUCACCGUCGAUGCCAAUGCCUCCAACGCCCUGCCCACGCUCUCCUACACCGGCGAGGGAGCGAGCGAGGCUCCUCUAGACCCAUACAAGAACCUCACCACUCGAUGUGCCUUGUACGUGCUGCGCUGCGCAGGAGUCAACUCUUUCCCGCACGGCGUGGACAUCAAGGUGAACAACGAGGUGCCCUUUGGCCGUGGUCUGGGCUCAAGCGGAGCAGCCGUCAUCGCUGGUAUCCUCUUGGGUGAUGCACUAGGCUCUCUCAAACUCUCUCGUGCUCGUCUGCUGGACCAUGCUCUCAUGAUUGAGCGGCAUCCGGACAAUGUCACCGCUGCCCUCAUGGGAGGCUUCGUCGGCUCCUACCUGCUGGACCUCUCGCCCGAAGACGUUCAGCGGAAAGCUGUGCCUCUGUCAGAGGUCCUGCCAGAAUACCCUUCCGAUGCUGGAGAAGAGUGGGGUAGGGAUCCUCCCAGCCCGCCACAAGGCAUCGGGCACUUUAUCAAGUUUGGUUGGGCAAAGGAGAUCAAGGUCAUUGCCAUCAUCCCGCAGUUCGAGGUCUCCACAGCCAAGGCUAGGAGCGCAUUGCCAGACACGUACAAGAAGGAAGACCUGAUCUUCAAUCUGCAACGUCUAGCUGUUCUCACUACGGCACUAGCCCGCUCACCGCCAGACUCCUACCUCAUCUUCCAAGCAAUGCAGGACCGUGUGCACCAACCAUACCGCAAGCACCUCAUCCCCGGCCUCCCUCGAAUCCUGUCAUCGGUCACACCCCAGUCCCAUCCAGGCCUGCUCGGCAUCUGCCUCUCAGGAGCCGGUCCCACUAUCUUGGCUCUCGCUACAGAAAACCAAGAGAGCAUCGCAAAGACGAUCGUAGAGGAGUUUGCAAAGGAGGACAUCAAGUGCAGGAGCGAAUUCCUCGUCGUCACAGAAGAGGGCGCAGUGGUGACUGAAGAGUAGACGAGCCUUCGUGGAGCAAUAAAACGGGUCAUUAUGAGACGUCUUGAUGCUACAAUAGAUUGUGAAGUGCCUUCCAUGGCUCGUGUCGCGUUCAAACAGGCGCUGUGCCCCCUCAUCCGCCCGCAAUCUCUUCCCUCAGUACACCUUGAGCCACGGCAGACCCCUUUGAUAGGCCCUCCUUCUCCUUCUCCCUCUCCUCGCGCCUGUUGCGCUCCCCGACC